Molecule: messenger RNA, 1863 nt
Organism: Lodderomyces margitis
Lineage: Eukaryota; Fungi; Ascomycota; Pichiomycetes; Serinales; Debaryomycetaceae
Exons: 1
Coding region: 1-1863 (620 amino acids)
Biological process (GO): protein monoubiquitination; protein polyubiquitination
Cellular component (GO): ubiquitin ligase complex
Molecular function (GO): ubiquitin-ubiquitin ligase activity
Source: RefSeq, a predicted model, not a curated record
AUGAAAGAGUAUGAACCACCUAGUGAAGAGUCUCUUAUCAACAACAUAUUACCAAGCUAUGACAUGUUCAAGAGUACAAUUUCUCUUGAACUAGAACCACGAGACGAAAACUACACUGUCGACCCGCCAUCAUAUGAGGAUCAUACGAUGACGCCGGUCAUGUCUGCAAGAGAGUCUGAAAAUUUAGAUACUGAAAUCCUUGUUGAGGAUUAUCCUAAUAAUAGUGUAAAUGUUUUAAAUGACACAAUCUUAUCAAAUUUGGAUAGACUACCAAAGUUGGAUAGUGAUGGUCUUGAGGUUGGUAUAACGUUUACUGAAACCGUGGGCCAAGUUGGGAUUAAGCUGGCGAUAAUUGACCCCACCGCAAAGGAGUUUAAGCAAGGCGAUUUCAUUCACGGUUAUGUUACCAUCAAGAAUACCACAAAGCUGCCAAUAAAGUUUGACAUGGUUUAUGUCCUCUUUGAGGGUGUAUCAGCUUUGAACGAAAUCGACAAUUCUAGGAAUCACAACUUUCUCACAAUGGUGGAUCUAUUUGCAUCAUGGAGUUACGCAAAUAUUGACAGAUUGGUAACCGACAAGGGAGACCCCCACGAUUGGUGUCCAGGAGAAAUCGACCCGUUAGACGGUACUUCCCUUUCCAUCGAUGCAAGAAGACUUUUUCAACCGGGGGUUACCUACAAGAGAUUCUUUACAUUUAAGGUUCCUCUAAAGCUAUUGGACGACACUUGUGAAAAGAGCUUGCCGCUGCAUGUUGAGCUAUGUCCUACAUUUGGGUUGAAUAGAGAAAGUAUUCCAGCUAGUUUGGCACUAGGGUCUGAUCACGUGAGGGAUUUGGCAAUGGUUAAUUGUUACAUCUCUUACAGCGUGUCAGCAACCAUCGUUGGCAGAGCAACAAGUUUUGAUCUCGAUGUGGUCAAUGACAGGUAUAUAGUUGCAAAAAGAGAUAAGGCGCCAAUUAGGUUAAUUCCAGACCUGGCAUACUUUGAUUAUGAUGCAAAUACGCGCUACCGUGCCUUUGUUCACACAAUUGAAGAGCUAUUAUGCCCCACCUUGAAUCCAGUCAUUAGUCAAGAAACACUAAAAGUGAAGCAGUUGUACAGCCAGAAAGCUUUUGAAAAGAGUGGCUACUAUCAAUGCGUUCAACCGUUCAGGAAGAAAACUUUAACCGGUUCAUCUAGUACUGGAUUGAUUGCAUUAUCUUCAAAAAAAGAUUGGUAUCGCAUAAAGUACACCCCUCCAAACCAUGGAUUCAAAUCAGAACUUACCAUUCCGGUCGAAGUUCGCUAUUCAGGGCCUCUGCAGAAAGUAGAAAUCAAAAAGGUUGAUGUUGAAUUAGUUGCAAUGACCAUACAGUCGAAGCUGCACCCUAUUCCAAUUGAGUUUACGAAAGAAAUGUUGUUCAACGACCAAGAAGUUCUCUCCAAACCAACAACAAGCAAUUUUGACUCACUUGUGGUUACCAAAUUCUACAACUAUCUCCAGAAAUUGAACAAAGCUGUUAAAAAUGGAGCCAAGAUCGAAUAUCAGAUAUACAAGGACGUUAAAACUUUGGCUUCGCUUAGCACAAAAUACAUCAAUUUAACAGUUCCAAAUGCAUUCUACCGUGACAACAGAAAAGCGAAGCUUAGUGAUAUACCAUGGGAAGAAGAAGAGAGUGAUCUUGUCAAGAAGUUUUCAAUUGGAGCUGACCUAGGAAAAUGCAGUUUGAAAGGAGUGAAUCGUGUCAUUAGUGGGUUAGACAAAAUUACUCUAGUCCCUAGCUUUCAAAGCUGCUACAUCAGUCGGAUGUAUUAUUUAAAGGUAGGAAUCAAGACCAAUGGCGCAAAUCUUUCAUUGAGUCUUCCGCUUCGUAUAGAGCGGUAA